GAACGAGAAUUAUACUAUGAAAUGGUACGUAAUUAAAAGCACUACAAUUUAUUGUGGUUAGAAGUAACACACGACUUAUCUGUUGUAAUAUUAAAUUUGUCCAAGACGAGUGAUAAGGUUGUGUGCGCGUGGCUACUUCGUGCUUCUUAUCAACUUGUUUGUUUUCUUGUCUUGGACUGAACUUCGAAUGACCUCGCUCGACCUCCUAGUUCCCCAGUGCGCUUAUCAUUAUCAGCACGAAUAAAAUGAGACGGCGGAAGGUAUUUCAUUUAAUUCAUCAGAUAUCGUGGCGCGAUCACAUACUGUUCUCGAGUUUCUCUCAGUAAUCGUUUUUGUAAUUUGUUGUCGUUGUACGCAAAUAAAUCUGAUAUAAUUUCUUGAAUACUUUCGGGUUUCGUUUUUGUGAGUAAUUGUGUAGUGAUUUUUUUGUACAUCCUGCAUUCAAGAAGAGGAAUGCCAAGUGACUGUCGAGACUGUUUGGGAAUUCGUUUUCGAAUUAAUACCCUGCACCAAACGUGGAAGUGGCUGCAUCAGACAAUCGCACUUCACGAAUAUUUGAUCUCCCUCUCGUCGGCUGAUACUGACGCCUGUUGCUCUAAGCACUAGGUUAUAACAUUCUAUGGACAAUUUGAACUGUUAUUAGUCAAUUUAUUUAGGUAAAUAGUAACAAUUAAGUAAUUAACUUUUAAUAAAGUGUGGUUAUAAAGUUCAUACAGAAAAGUAUCCGUUUAAGAACUCAUUAUCAUCUAAUUCCUAAAACAAAUAUAACAUUAAAGAUGGCUCAGUCAAUGAUGAAGAAGAUAGUCGCUAGCAGUGCCUGCCUUGUGGUGGGUAUCACAAGAAGAACCAGCUCUCGCAGCUUGGUAACAGCAAGCAAGAACCUGAAUGCAAAGAAGGAACGCGACUUACCGGCUGAGGGGGAGAUCACCAAGUCUGUGUUUAUGUCCCAAUCAACGGACAUAUUUACUAAUCUGGCUCUGGAAGACUGGAUGUACCGUAACAUGGAUUUCACUAACCAUCAUGUUAUGAUGGUCUGGCGUAAUGAACCUUGUGUUGUAAUUGGAAGACAUCAGAAUCCAUGGUUGGAAGCUAACAUCCCACUCCUGAAUGAGAGGGAAAUAGCUCUUGCAAGACGCAACAGCGGUGGUGGUACUGUGUACCAUGACCGCGGCAACCUAAACAUCACUUUCUUCACCCCACGGGAGAGAUAUGACAGGAAAUACAACUUGGAGCUGAUCAAGAGAGCACUCUUUAGGGGUUUUGGAAUCAAGUCUAUCAUCAAUGAACGCCAAGAUAUGAUUGUUCGAGAUAAAUACAAAGUAUCUGGAACAGCUGCCAAGCUUGGCCGUUUGACAGGAUAUCACCACUGCACACUUCUAGUCAAUGCCAAUAAGGCAGAUCUCAGCAGAGCCCUUGCUAAACGUGAGCAUGGCAUACAGACUCAGGCGACUGCAUCCACGCGCUCUGAAGUUGCCAACCUGUCCGAGAUGGACAACCGCAUUACCGUGGACAGCCUCCAGACUGCCGUCGGGUACGAGUUCCUGCGCACAGCUGCCUUGAGCCUGCAAGAUGGGGGUACCUCACAGAUCUCCAAGCAACGAGGCUUCCAAUACAUUAAUCCUACUGAUGACUGGUUCCCAGGUCUUGCGGAUAUCAAAAACGAGCUUCAGUCCUGGGACUGGAACUUCGGUAAAACACCGGUGUUCACAGUGAGUCGCACCUUCCCUGUGCCGGCGGAGUUGCUGGCUCCGUCCAAGGUUUACUCUGCGACACAAGAGCUGGUUAUCAGCAUGUCGGUGGAGAAGGGUCUCAUCGAAGACGUCACUCUUAACAUCCCUCCAGGUCUCGUGGAAUCUGGAUUCCACGGGGAAGCGUCCGUCAUCACUCAUCUUAAAGGAAAGAGGUUCACCUCUGAAGCCCUCAACGCUUUGCAAGACGCUAUGCUAACACGUCACGUGGGUAAUGACGUCAGAAAGUUGGACGAUAAGGAACAGUUUGUCGCAAAGUGCUUUGACCAAGUAGUCAACACUGUGUAAGUCUCAGAAUAUGUACAUUGAACAUUGUAGGUGCUAUUAGUACGUUAGAUUAAGUGCCGUUAUAAGAAAUACUGUGA
This is a messenger RNA of Spodoptera exigua (beet armyworm), 2113 nucleotides long. The record is from the annotation of a GenBank genome assembly. Lineage: Eukaryota; Metazoa; Arthropoda; Insecta; Lepidoptera; Noctuidae.